Molecule: messenger RNA, 3682 nt
Organism: Amyelois transitella
Lineage: Eukaryota; Metazoa; Arthropoda; Insecta; Lepidoptera; Pyralidae
Exons: 1
Coding region: 469-3072 (867 amino acids)
Source: RefSeq, a predicted model, not a curated record
UUUGUCCUAACAAUUUGUGAACAGUACCCUGUCAUGAAUAAAACAAACGAAAAAAAAUAAUCUAAUAGAAGUAACAUAUUGCGUUAGCGUGGAACGGAACGACAUAGUUGUGAAGUUCGUCCGUAUAACAAGUUUGUGUGACCAGCCGCCAUCUUCCUGUAGUGCGAAGCAAGUGUUGAGGCGAACACGUGCCGCGGCCGGAUCAAAUAACAGUCCCUUGGGUAUGUGUUUUAUUUUAUCAUUUUGAAAGAUAAGUUAAUGAAUUAUUCGUAAUUAUUAUGUCAUAAUCUCUUGUUGAAUAUGAUAUUUCGCAAUUUUUAAGUAGUACAAUGCUAUUGCAAAUAAUCCGAAUUUUAGGUUAAAUAACCAGUCCCCUGGCGACAGUCCCCUGUAUAUUUGAGCGACAGGGGACUGUCUUAUUACACAGGGGACUGACUUUAGUUAUUUUUUUCUCAGGUAAACUUCACAAUGCCGCCUCAAAAGAAGACUAGGGAAGAAGUAUUAGAAAGGAAGAAAGAAUUAGAACGUUUAAGAUAUCAGCGCCUUAAAAAUGAUCCCCAAAAGAGAGAAGAAAUGAAAGAAAAAGAACGUCUUAAGUAUCAAAAGAAAAAAGAAAAAGGCUUAAGAAAACUCGUACGAGACAUGACUCCACGUGAACACAGAACUGCAAAAAAAAAUUGGAAAAAACAUUGUACUGAUUAUCGGGCUAGGAAAAAGACAUUGAAGGAAACAACUAAUGCUUUUGUGAGAGACAACACUCCAAGUUCAGAGACUGAGAUUUCAGCACCUCCUACAACUGACAAUUCUGCAAAUAAAAAGAGAAAAAGACAUGCGAAGCUAUUAAGAGAAAAAGCGAAUAGAGACAAAGACAAUAAGAUACUCGAAUAUAAAAGAAAAGUCGAAAAGUAUAAAAAAAGACUGUCAAGACUCGAAAAAACUAUAAACCAAAAUAAAGAUGAAACACCUAACACGAAAAUUAACAGAAUGAUUGAUGAUUCUAACUCGAGAAAAGAAAUUGUGAAAAAAGCAUUGUUCGGCGAGGUGAUGAAUAAACAAUUGAAAGAAAAUUAUUCACAAUUAAAGACCCAAAAAGACAAACAAAUAUUUUCAAAAGUUGUUGCUGGGACAUCAGUACAUAAAUACAAACUAUGGACUACCAAAGACAGUGCUAUUAACUAUAAAAUGACAAAAAAAUGGAAACCAUCUCCUUCUUUGGAAAUGCCUAAACGAACACGAAUUGACAAAAUUUCGAAGAGAUGUGCAAAAGUGAUUAGAGAGUUUUAUGAGGAUGACAGCAAUAGCAGACUAGGUGCUGGAAAAAAGGAAUUUAUUACAAGAAAUUCAAUCAAGCAUCAAAAACGCUAUCUACAAGAUACAGUGCUGAGCUUGUACAAGAAAUUUGUAGCUAGUAAUUUCAAAAUAAGCUAUCAAAUGUUCUGUCGUUUGCGUCCUUUCUGGGUUGUCAAGCCAAAAGCUCAAGACCGUGACACUUGUCUUUGUGUCACUCACGCCAACAUUGACUUAAAGCUGUCUGGUUUACACGCGGCAAAAAUAUUGUCGUAUAACAGCUAUCAGAAGUUACUAGAAAAUUUAUGCUGUGAUCGCUAUAAUGUGGAGUGUUUGUCAAGAAAAUGCCUAGUGUGCAAUAACAGAACCCCUGCCUACAAUGAGUUUGAUGACAACAAACCUAUACAAUACAAGAAAUGGGUAUCUGAAAAACAAGAAUAUUUGGAUCCAAAAUCUAAAAAGCCUAAGCUAGUGACUAAACACCUUAAAAAGACUUUGACGCUGCGUCCGCGAGAGUUGAUACAUGAAUUGCAUGCUGACCUAGACAAGUUCUUUUGCCACCAAAGAAACAUUGUACAUCAAUUCAAUGCAAUCAAACAUUUGAAGGAAAAUCUUGGCGAAGAAGAUAUUUUGAUACACAUGGACUUCUCCGAAAAUUAUUGUACCAAAUACGGAGAAGAGAUUCAACCCUUCCACUUCGGAGGAUCUCGAACUCAAAUAAGUAUUCACACAGUUGUUGUGUAUCUCAAAAACUCAAUACAAUCCUACGCCACCAUUUCCAAAAACUUGACGCAUUCACCCUCAGCUAUUUGGGCGCAUUUGCAGCCAAUUUUCCGAGCAAUACAACCUGGAAUUAAAUAUGUUCAUUUCCUUAGUGACGGGCCGGUUACACAAUAUCGGAACAAAACUAUGUUCUUUGUUUUGGCCUCGAGAUUAUCCAAAGAUAUUCCAAAUCUACAAGGAUUUUCGUGGAAUUACUCGGAGGCCGGACAUGGCAAGGGUGCACCAGAUGGUGUUGGUGCUACUUGCAAGAGGACUGCGGAUGCUGUUGUAGCUGCUGGAGGUGAUGUCGAUACCCUGGAACAAUUUGUGGAAGUCAUCCAAGCUAGAUGUCCUGGGAUUAUUUUCCAUACAAUAAAUGACGAAGAUAUUCAAUCAAUUACUGAUGCCAUUGAAAAGACUUCCAAACUAAAAAGUUUUAAUGGAACAUUAAAGGUGCACCAGAUCACUGGAAUAUCUACUUCCCCAGCAGUUUUGACAAUGAGAAGUUUAAGCUGUUUUUGCCCUAAUACCUGUCAACAUUAUAAAAUUGGAACAAUUAAUUACAACCAGAAAAUGAAGCUUCGUGUUCAAGACAUUUACACCGAAUCUGAAACCUCUUCAUCCGAGGAUGAUAAUGCCCUUGAUAUGUUUGAAAUCGAACCUUCAUAUGCGACCAAGCCACGAACUGAUAGUCCUGUGGAAGAAAUGGAAGCGGGACCUUCCCGAGAUAACAACGACAAGUAUAAUUGUGGAGACUAUGUAUUAGUUAAGUUGCAGAGUAAACAUACUGAAUACCGUUAUGUUGCGGUCAUAAAUAAAAUUGAUGAAGAAGAUGGUGAAUUCACUGUCACGUUUUUAAAACUCUGUGAUAAAGAAGGACUGACUUUUAAAGUAGACGAAGAAGAUGUUUCUGAUAUAGCCUUUGAGCAAAUUAUUAAAAAGUUGACUAAUCCGGACUUGAUCCUAAAAGGGAAAAGAAUCUUUUAUAAAUUUAAUACACCGGUUAAUAUUUUUGAACAGUAAUGAUGAUACAUGAUAAUUAUAGGAUUUUCAAGAGCUGAUCUCUAAGAUAACUCACUUAAAUUGAGACUGAUUUUACUACUUAGAAGGUGUAAAAAUUAAAAUAAGCAUAAAAGCAACUGAUGUCAAAGACCAGAAAUUGAAAUUUUAAGACUGAUUUAACUACCUGAUACUAGUGUAUAAGAGAAUAAGUCAAUUAACAAUGAUAAUUAUAUGUUGUUUUGUUUCAUUGAUCUCAAUUUAAAAUGCAAAAUAUUAGUUACUAAUUGAUAGAUGUAAGAAGAAAAUGUUGAUUAUAAACCUAUGAUUCGAAGAACGUUUAAAACGUUUGCCAAAAAAUAUUUAAAGCAAAGUGAAAGACUUAGUUAAUUUCUUUGAAGUUUAUGAGAAGUUUUUUUAGUUUAUGUUUAUUUGUUCUUAAUUGGAUGUUCAAUUUCUAAAAUAAAGUUUAUUUGUAAUGAAAACUAUCUUGCUUUUGUGUAAAAAUCAUUCCCCUGUCAUAUGUGUCAGUCCCCUGUCAUGAUUUUUCAUUAAAUCGUGGAUAAUUCCUAAAAUAUAAAAAAAAUGAAGUGGUUGUCAAUUAUAUAGUUUAAAGCUUGAAUAAAUUUAGCUU